GAUUCCAUAGGACCGUGCAUCUUGACAGUUACCAGGCAGGCACUCGUGCGACCUGCUGCAAGCCGAGUUCACCAACCACACAUUGCGCGUCAAGAAUGCAGGCCCUCUCGCAGCGCUCAGGGUCACUACAACGAUGCUCUUCACGUAGCGCAAAAGCCGGGCGCAGGCGCUGUCGCCCGCUGAACUCGCUCAUCACUCCUAUUUCCCUCGUCGCGUCGGAGCCCAGCGAGCAGUCCCCUUGCAGCACCUCGGGCUCCAGCACAACCGCAAACUACGGCUGGCCGCGGGGGUACCUGGUCCGCGCGAACGCGGCCAAGGGCUUCGGCGCGGGCUUCGGCAGCAAAUUCAAGCUGCCGUCGCUCGGCGGCAAGGGCCCCAAGGUGCCGCAGGGCGGCGUGGCGCCCGCCCCCGCCGUUGACCUUGACGUCCCACCCGCCAUCGCCUCGCUGUGGGCCUCGGCUCAGGCCGAGUGGCUGCAGUACGUGGUGGAGCGCCCGGUGGUGCUGCCGGACGGGGCCGAGGUGUUUCUGGUGCCAGUGGGAGCCGACCUGCCCGGCGACGCCGGCCUUAUCCGCGACGUGGUGGCGGCGGUGCGGCCCGACGCCAUAGCGCUGGAGUCGCAGCCGCAGCACCUUAAGUCCUACACGGCCAUGGCUAAGGCGCUGGAGCCGCAGCUGUCGCGGCUGCUGGCGGCGGACCUGUCGCGCAGCCCUGCGGAGGGCCGCGGCUGCCUGGGGCAGGCGGCGCGGGAGGACGUGCAGGUGCAGCUGCUGGCGGCGUGCCGCGGCGCCAGCGUCAAGCCCGACCCUGACCAGCUGAGCUACCUCUUCCGGCUGGGCUCCCUGCCCUUCGCCGAGUGGGUGGUGCCGGCCCACCUUGUGCGGACCGCCUCCGCCUCCACCACCGCCUCCUCCGCCGCCUCCUCGCCGCUGCUGCUGCUGUCCUGCGGCCUGGACCGCGAGGCGCGCGCCGCCGCGCCCGCCGUCAACCCCUACCUUGGACGCGAGUUCGACCUGUACCUGGAGGAGGUGGAGGCGGCGCUGGGCGAGGAGGGCGGCGCCGAGAUGGAUGCGUGGCGCACGGCGCUGGGUGACAAGCUGGCGGCGGCGGGCGCCGGGCGCGAGCUGGCGACGCUGUUGGCGGCGUGGGAGGGGCAGUGCUGCCUGGGCCCGGCGGCGCAGCGCGGCGUGGCGGAGCGCGUGGCGGCGCGGCUGGCGGAGGAGGCGGGGGCGCGGGCGGGGCCGGGCGGGGUGACGCUGGAGGUGGUGCGGACGCCGGCGGACCCGUUGGUGGCUCGGCGGCUGGUGGAGCUGGCGGCGGGCAAGGACGCGGUGCGGCCCAGCCGGCGCAUUGUGGCGGUGGUGGGGCGCGUGCACGUGCUCAGUGUGGAGCAGGAGCUGCGGCAGCUGGCGGGCGCCACACAGGCUUGAGAGUUGGGCCGGAGGCAGGGGCGCAGGCAGGGGGUAGGGUUUGUGAGGGCGCAGAGCGUGCAGGAGUGGGCUGUGAAGGUCAAGCCAUGGCUGGAACGUAGGCUGGGAAAAAGGCAGGCAUGUUGUCAGCGCCGAUGUGAAGAAAGUCGCGUGGGCAGGCGUGCGCCGCUCGCAACAAACUUUUGCAGUGUGUUUUAUGGUGAGGGGCUGCAGACGCAAGUGUUGCAUGUGAGAGAAGAGAGAGCUGCUCGUGUCGGGAUCUUAACGAGGCAUUGCAUUGACAGCGGAUUUUACGAGGACGUGUCAGGUGUUUGCUAGCUGCAAAUUGCGCUGAGCCGGUGGCGAGGGACACACUUUGACAGGACUGGACAGGCACGUGUGAACACUACAUGGAACUCAACUGUGAUGGUGUUGGGCUGUAUUUUUGCUCGUGACCGUGCCAAGAGGUGGAACAGCAAUCCAUCCAAAGCUUACACUGUGUUGAACAAUACGACUCGUUGUCCCUCAAGUCUAAUCCGCCCG
This is a messenger RNA of Chlamydomonas reinhardtii, 1952 nucleotides long. RefSeq lists its product as uncharacterized. The transcript is spliced from 3 exons. The record is from RefSeq and is a predicted model, not a curated record. NCBI's taxonomy places the organism in Eukaryota, Viridiplantae, Chlorophyta, Chlorophyceae, Chlamydomonadales, Chlamydomonadaceae. The coding region runs from base 96 to 1430 and encodes 444 amino acids.